AUGUCACCGGCCGUUCCUCGGUGGCUCGGCCUCGUUGCCGUCCUCUGGCUCCAGUCCAUCAAUGGCACGAACCUGAGUUUUCCGGCGUAUUCCUCGCAGCUAAAGCAGUCACUCUCCAUCUCUCAGAUCAAGUUGAACUACCUCGCCUUUGCCUCCGACGCCGGAAAACUCCUCGGCUUCGUAUCUGGCAUCGCCGCUGUUCACCUGCCCCUCCGCCUCGUCCUCCUCGCCGGCGGCUCGCUCGGGUUCGCCGGCUACGGCCUCCAAUACCUCCUAAUCGUCAAGAAAAUCAUUUGCUGGAUCAACACCGUGUGUUACACCGUCGCCAUCAACAACUUUCCGGCGAACCGUCAUGUCGCGGUCGGGAUUACCGCGAGCUACCAAGGGUUGAGCGGGAAAAUCUACACUGACAUAGUGAACGCGUUUUUCUCUGCGUCUCCCAGCGAAGCGACGGCGGGGUAUCUCGUCCUGAACGCGAUCGUUCCUCUGAUCGUAUGCGGUCUGACUGCGUUUUCGAUCGCAGGCGGGGAACCCGGCCCGUUGCCGGACGCAAAAAUAGGGUUCUUGGUGAUGUUUAUAAUCACGAACGCGACGGGAGUUUACGCGGUGGUGACAAGUCUUGUUCCGGCGCCUGCGGUUUUGGUGCUAAUAGGCAUGGCUCUGCUUCUUCUGUCCCCUUUGGCAAUUCCUCUUGGUUUCCGAUUCGAGGAGCUCAUGUUUUACAGUAAACAACACCAAAAGGUGCACGACGUGGAAGUUUCCUUCGGAUCGCGGAGCGUUUACGUCGGAGAGGAAGCCGUUAAACUGGAGGGAGAGCAAGCGUUUUGUAACGCGGUCGGCGUUAAGGAGGAAAUUCAAUGGACGGGGCUUUGGAAGAAAAUCGAUUUCUGGAUAUAUUUCAGUGUUUACCUUUGCGGUCCGGCCGUGGGGCUUGUGUUCUUGAACAACCUCGGACAAAUCGCAGAAUCUCGCGGUUGUCCCGCGACUGCGUCUCUGGUCGCUCUCUCUUCGUCCUUCGGGUUCUUCGGCCGGUUACUCCCUUCGUUUCUCGACUAUUUCUUCUCAAGGAGCAAACACAUGCUGUCAAGCCCAGCGUCAAUGGCGGUAUCGCUAGCGUUCAUGGCCGUCGCGUUCUUUGUCCUCCUCAUAGAUUCCAAAGUGGCGUUGUACGGAAGCACGGCUGCGAUCGGAGUCUUCACCGGUACGAUCACGUCCCUUGCGGUGACGACCACCGCCGAGCUCUUCGGAACCAAAAACUUCGGCGUGAACCACAACAUCGUGGUCGCUAACAUACCCUUAGGCACGUUUGCGUUCGGAUUCUUGGCCGCAAACGUGUAUCACGAAAAUGCAGAAACAGGCCGCGACGGCGGCAGGUGCAUGGGGAUGCAUUGCUUUGAGACCACUUUGUUCGUUUGGGCAUCACUUUGUUCACUCGCCGCGGUUCUCGCCGCGGUUUUGUGCGUCCGAACCCGCGGUUUCUACUCGCAUAAUAAGUCAUAG
Tarenaya hassleriana is the source of this 1500-nucleotide messenger RNA. Its product is annotated as protein NUCLEAR FUSION DEFECTIVE 4-like. Gene Ontology annotation, cellular component: membrane. Bases 1 to 1500 code for a protein of 499 amino acids. The record is from RefSeq and is a predicted model, not a curated record. The transcript is spliced from 5 exons. Lineage: Eukaryota; Viridiplantae; Streptophyta; Magnoliopsida; Brassicales; Cleomaceae.